Molecule: messenger RNA, 1180 nt
Organism: Hydra vulgaris (swiftwater hydra)
Lineage: Eukaryota; Metazoa; Cnidaria; Hydrozoa; Anthoathecata; Hydridae
Product: DNA damage-regulated autophagy modulator protein 1
Source: RefSeq, a predicted model, not a curated record
AUUUCAAAAGUUUGCGCGUAUUUCACUGUUAUUAGAUGUGAAAAUUUGAACCUAUAUAGAGUUUAUGCUAAAUGAGUAACACAUAUCAUGACAAUUAAUUCAUUUGGAUUAGGUUAUUUGCCUGUUUUAUGGUCAUUAUUAUCUGUGUUUGCAUUUAUUGGCGCUUACGUCACUGCUGUUUUGGAAGGUCAUGUUUAUUAUUUUCUUCCAUCCAUAGGUGACACUGGAACAAAAGAUCCUGAAUCCAGCAUUUUUUCUUUGUUAAUGAAUAUCUCAAUAAUAAUCGGUCUUUCGAAUUACAUCAUCAGAUAUUUUCAAUGUCAAUAUCAAGCUAGGCAAUGUGCGAAUGAAAGAGAGGCAAUCUAUAAAUAUAACAGAGUAUCACUAAUGUUAGCAGUUGGGAGUAUCUUAGGCGGACUUAUUGUUGUAAAUAUCUCAUUGAGAAAGGAGUAUUAUUUACUCGAAAUACACGAUGCCGGUGCCAUAGUUUUCUUUUUGUUUACUACAAUGUAUUUUUGGGUCCAGACUAUUUUGAGUUACAAAGUUUCAAAAUUUGGAUUGAUAUCGUCAUUAAUGUGUCAUGUGAGGUGUUUUUUAAUUUUUACUAUCAGUGUUUUUUUAUGCAUUAACGUUGUGACUUCAAUACUCAGCUAUGAAAUAUUUAUCAACUAUAAUUUGCAACAUACUAUUGCACAAUGGGUCCCUGGAGACUUUGGUUACUUAAUUCAUAUAGUUAGCAACUCAUCAGAAUGGUUGAGUGCUAUGUUUAUUAUAAUUUAUGUUUUGACUUAUUUUGAAGAAUUUCAGCAUGUCGUGUUAUUGAUUGACUGUCAAGAAAGAUCCCCAAUGGUUGAGUUUUAUGACAGUGUUGGAGUUUAUUCAAACUGGAAGUUUAUGAAUGAAGAAAAUAACAACUAAUGGGAUUUUAAAUCAUCAAAUAAUUUUUUUUGGAAAAAUUAUUUACAAAAGUUAAACUUUAACUUUUACCAGUUUAACUUUAGGCAUUGUUAUUUAAAAAAAUUAUAAAUGAAACCAAGACUUAUCGGAUCAUUUAUCCUGGAAAAUGAUUAAAAAAAAGAAUGCUGGAACAUUUAAGAGCUUUAAAAAGUGCUACAGUUUUAUAAAAUAUAAUUUUAAAAAAUAAAUAAAAACUAUAUAUACAAAAAUUAUAAAAAAAUUA